Melanotaenia boesemani (Boeseman's rainbowfish) is the source of this 1683-nucleotide messenger RNA. It is a transcript of the gene mafbb, whose product is annotated as v-maf avian musculoaponeurotic fibrosarcoma oncogene homolog Bb. NCBI's taxonomy places the organism in Eukaryota, Metazoa, Chordata, Actinopteri, Atheriniformes, Melanotaeniidae. Gene Ontology annotation, biological process: regulation of transcription by RNA polymerase II. Gene Ontology annotation, molecular function: DNA-binding transcription factor activity, RNA polymerase II-specific; RNA polymerase II cis-regulatory region sequence-specific DNA binding. Bases 289 to 1233 code for a protein of 314 amino acids. The transcript has a single exon. Gene Ontology annotation, cellular component: nucleus. The record is from RefSeq and is a predicted model, not a curated record.
GCAGACGUCGGUGCGUGCAGUGUUUUGGAGUCAUCAGACUGUCAGUCCGCCGCUCCUUCUAUCAGCGCGUGCAGAGUUUGGCCCACUGGGAGCUUACGCUAAACACUUAUUUUCACGCGAAUGUCUUUUUUUCUUUAACUUAAAGUCUGGAAAUACUUUUUUUUCUUUUACAAGCAAGUGCGAUUCCAGUGACUGUAUGUUAUAUCAGCAGACAUUUGGAGCUCGUUGACGAGACCAUUUUUACUGACCGCUGAGGCGCAUUCACGUUUGGGGCUGCGAAAAAUCCCCAUGGAUUUCGUCAGCGACUUUGACCUGAUGAAGUUUGACGUAAAGAAGGAGACGAUGCAGAGCUUGAAUCGCUCCUUCAUCGGGCCGUGCAACCAGCUCCAGAGACCAGACUCCGUCUCCUCCACCCCCGGCAGCACACCUUGCAACUCGGUUCCCUCAUCACCACAUAUCAACCCAAACGAGCAAAGAAACAACUCAGGGGGAGACCAGUUCUGGGUACCCACUAACGGGGGAUACCCUCAUCAGAUGUACCCUCAAGCUUUUGGCCUGACACCCGAGGACGCGAUGGAGGCCCUUAUUGGUGCCACAACGCAGCAGGGACACCCAUCUGCGCCCCACAGCCACCAUCCGCAACCUUUCCAGGCUGAUUACGACGGGUACAGCCACCUGAACGAGCCUGUCCAGCACUACCCAGGCCUUCCGGGUCACCCCGACACUCUGCAAGGCAUCCCUAACAGUCACUGCCAAGACCCCUAUCUCAAAGAUGAAAUGGUGUGCGCGUCUCCUCAGUCACCGGAGACCCAGCGGGUUCUCAGCGCGCACCACCCGCUCCAGCAGCAGCACAGCCGCAACGACAGACGAUCCAGCGCCGAGAUGCACUUCUCAGACGACCAGCUGGUGUCCAUGUCCGUCAGGGAGCUCAAUCGGCUGCUCAGAGGCCUCAGCAAGGACGAAGUGAUGCGUCUGAAGCAGAAGCGCCGGACCCUGAAAAACAGAGGAUACGCACAGUCCUGCCGCUUCAAGCGUGUCCAGCAGAAACACAUUUUGGAACAUGAAAAAACGAGCCUGGUGUCACAGGUCGAGCAGCUGAAACAUGAACUCAACAGACUGAUCCGGGAGAGGGAUGCAUACAAACUUAAGUGCGAGAAACUGUCCGGUGCAAACUGCUACCACGAAACCGGGUCUACCAGCGACAACCCUUCCUCACCCGAGUAUUUAAUGUGAGUCGGUCUCUUUCUUGCGGAACCGAUUCUUUUCCAACAGGAGCCAUUCAUGUUGUCAGCUCAUCAGAUUUUUGUAGCUCAUCACGAGCAUGAGGACAAAGCUCAAACAAAUGUAACACAUAGAAGUUAUGAAUGAAUGCAAUGUGCAUGCGGGACAUGCGUGAGAUGUCUUUAUUUUAUGCUGGCCUGUCUGAAUUUUGUCUGAAAGGAGAUACUUGAAAUCAGAGGAUAUGUGCUUUUAUUAACAUUACAUAUAAUCCUUGUGCUCAAUCUUCAUUUAAGUGAUUUGGGUUUGAUUUAGUUGUAUUAGCUCAAAUUAUAUUUUGUAUUCAUACAAACUGUAAAUGAAAUCAAAUCAUAUCAUACUUCCAUUAUUUUUUAUUAAGCUGAUUCUGCUGGACAGACAUAUUCUACAUUUGCUUUUCUUUUUAAAAUAAAAUACAAUGAUGCA